UUACCUGCUGUCAUGGUGCUGGGCUCAAUUUUGGAAUCUCAAGGCCUUCCUCCGUCCGUGGGAAGCAAGUGUGCAAGUCUGGCGCAGGAAUCUGGGCCAUCUCAAGAGCAAACCCAGGAAUUCUGGACAGGAGACCUCUGGGAAGGAUGCCUACAAACGGGAGGCGCAGGGAUAGGCAGGACAUCUUUGGGGGCUACCGGAGCCUUUAAAUGGGGACAAAUUCUGAGGCCGAAGCUGACCCCUCCCAAAGGGCAGGCGUAUGGCUAGGAGGUGGGCCGGAGCCAAGCCGCAGAGCAGAACUCUCUUCUUGCAGGCUCAGAGUGCCCUGUGGUGCGCUCAGGCUGUGGGCUCUACCAGCGACUGCCCAAAGUCUGAAACGCGAAGGUAGUUCAGCUCCGUCCUCAUCUUGUCAAAGGAGCUCUCCAGUCAUCCCAUUCGCUGGGGAAACUGAGGCAAAGAGAAAUGAUGAAAGAUAUUGCCAUUAGGGCCGGGUCCUGGCUCCUUAGCUGGGUCACUGCACCCACUCUACAGCCUUGGAGACCCCAGAGCAGCUCUCUGGAUCUCUUUCUCCUUCUACCCUCCCUUCCUCUCCGCGGCCGGCGCUGGGGAAGCGGCAAAGAGGAGUGGCCCAGCUGGAAGAAUGCUGGUGUGUCGAGGAGGCAGAGCCCGACACUGUCUCCCCACGGUUUAAGAAGCACCGAGCCGAGCCCAGGCGACCCAGCCGCGUGGGCCGUGGACCGUGCACCUGAACCGCUGGAGGCGCUGACCGAUCCGCCUCCCGGAGCCUCCGGGCUUCGACAUGCUGGAGGAGCCCCGGUCUCGACCUCCGCCCUCGGGCCUCGCGGGUCUCCUGUUCUUGGCCUUGUGCAGUCGGGCUCUAAGCAAUGAGAUUCUGGGCCUGAAAGUUCCUGGUGAGCCGCCGCUGACUGCCAACACCGUGUGCUUGACCCUGUCGGGUUUGAGUAAGCGACAGCUAGGCCUGUGUCUACGCAGCCCCGACGUGACGGCGUCGGCGCUUCAGGGUCUGCACAUCGCGGUUCACGAGUGUCAGCACCAGCUUCGGGACCAGCGCUGGAACUGCUCUGCCCUGGAGGGCGGUGGCCGCCUGCCGCACCACAGCGCCAUCCUCAAGCGCGGUUUCCGUGAGAGUGCUUUCUCCUUCUCCAUGCUGGCUGCUGGGGUCAUGCAUGCUGUUGCCACAGCCUGCAGCCUGGGCAAGCUGGUGAGCUGUGGCUGCGGCUGGAAGGGCAGUGGUGAGCAGGACCGGCUUCGAGCCAAACUGCUGCAGCUGGAGGCACUGUCCCGGGGCAAGAGUUUUCCCCACUCAGUGCCCAGCCCUGUCCCUGGUUCUGGCCCCAAUCCUGGCCCCCAGGACACAUGGGAAUGGGCUGGCUGUAACCAUGACAUGGACUUUGGAGAGAAGUUCUCUCGGGAUUUCUUGGAUUCCAGGGAAGCUCCCAGGGACAUCCAGGCACGAAUGCGAAUCCACAACAACAGGGUGGGGCGCCAGGUGGUAACCGAAAACCUGAAGCGGAAGUGCAAGUGUCAUGGCACAUCAGGCAGCUGCCAGUUCAAGACAUGCUGGAGGGCAGCCCCUGAGUUCCGAGCUGUAGGGGCAGCACUGAGAGAGCGGUUGAGCAGAGCCAUCUUCAUCGAUACCCAUAACCGCAAUUCUGGAGCUUUCCAGCCCCGCCUGCGACCCCGUCGCCUCUCAGGAGAGCUGGUCUACUUUGAGAAGUCCCCAGACUUCUGUGAGAGGGACCCCACGGUGGGCUCCCCAGGCACAAGAGGCCGGGUCUGCAACAAGACCAGCCGCCUGUUGGAUGGCUGUGGCAGCCUGUGCUGUGGCCGAGGGCACAACGUGCUCCGACAGACACGAGUUGAGCGCUGCCAUUGCCGUUUCCACUGGUGCUGCUAUGUGCUGUGUGAUGAGUGCAAAGUCACAGAAUGGGUCAAUGUGUGUAAGUGAAGGUCAGCCUCACCUUGGGUUAAGGAAGAGGACUGUGUGGGAUGGGCUUUCUCAGCCCUUUGCUUUGAUUUCUGUUCAGGGUUAAUCUUGGCCAGUGGACGCUCAAGUAUCUACCUGGAAACAGCUUUAGGGGUCAUGUGGGUCAGGUGGAGCCUGUGAUAUGCAGCCUUUCAGGGGAAGUGGCCAGGGUCUUCUGUUCAUUAAAACAUCUGAAUGGACUAAGAUGAAAUACACGAUACUGUUCCCUUCUUCUCAACCCUUGGAUCGCUUUGGCCCAGAUUUAUUUGGCUGGGGAGUUUCUAUAAUUUAGCCACUCCUCUUCCUUGAAGGAUAACAUCUGGCAUUGUAUGGAAUCAUAUUAACUAAGACCUGUAUAUACAAAGACACCAUCUCUUCCCAGUUACAGUUCUCAAAUUCCUCCACUACAAUCUGGACCCCCUUUUAGGGACCAUGGGUGACAGUAAUGGUAGAGAGGUUUUUGAUUGGGAAAGGACAUAACACUGGGGGUAGGAGAGGGAACUCUGAGUCUCCAAAGAGCUGUCCAUCCAGGCCCUUAGGGAAAUGUCUCCUUCCAUUCAGAUGUUAAAGGAGCCCCUCCAAAGGAAAUGUUUGAUCUAUGACUCUUGGAGCCUCUUUCCCUUCCCCAGCAGGAAGGGUGGGAAUGGAUAAUUUAUUGUACUGAAAUAUGUUCUUGGUUCCUGUUUGAAACUAAAAUAAAUUAAGUAACCUGUCUAGUGAAUGCAGACGGUGAUAUAUCUAGCCAAGUUUAGGGCACCAGCCUAUGGUUUCUUUUCCAGGUGAAGACUCCUAUGCUCCUGUACUCAAUGACUUUAUGUAUAUCUUACUGACUUCCACAAACGUUUUGAUGCUCAGUGACAUAGUUGGAAAUUUUUAAUUUGUAAAACCAAGGGGGACUUCUGGGUGGGAGGGCUUACAGAUCCAAAUGUAGGCCCUGUUCAUUCUAAAGCACCUCAACUCCAGGUCUCACCUUGGUAAUUACCUAGAACAAAGGUUGGCAAUAUUUUUUUCUGUAAAGGGCUAGAUGGUAAAUAUACUAGAUGAUCUAUAUUGUGGUCUUUGUGUCAACUACUCACCUCUACCAUAAUUACUCUAUCUGCUGUGUCAGCAGGGGAUAGAGCAAAGAAGACAUACACCAUACAUAAAUGAAUGGGUAUGGUUACAUGCAAAACAAUUCACAAAACUAGGGUACAGACCAGAUUUAGUCCUCCUCCCACAUACUAUGAAGGCACACAUUUGCUAGGGUUUUCAAGUUUUUUUUUUUGACCUUUUUGAGACAGGGUUUCCCUGUAGCCUUAGCUGACCUAGAAUUUGCUAUGUAGACCAGGCUGGCCUGAACUCACAGAGAUCCACCUCCCUCUGCCUCCCUAAUGCUGGAAUGGGAUUAAAGGUGUGCCCCACCAGGCAGUUCUUUUGUUUUUAUGGUUUGUUGAGGAAUGUACCCUAGGACGGCCAGGAAGUUACUAUAUAUCCCAGGUUGGCCUCAAACUCUCUAUUCUGUUUCAGUCUCCUGAGUACUGACAUUACAAGUGGGCCCCACUGGGAAAGAUUGUAAGAGCCAGGGAGGAGGUGCGUCAACAUAUGGAAAUAGUCCUACAGGCUCCUGGGACUCUUCUCAUAAGAAUUUACAGCAGUGGUGUCAGCAUACACAAGA
This is a messenger RNA of Nannospalax galili (Upper Galilee mountains blind mole rat), 3641 nucleotides long. It is a transcript of the gene Wnt10b, whose product is annotated as Wnt family member 10B. The transcript is spliced from 6 exons. NCBI's taxonomy places the organism in Eukaryota, Metazoa, Chordata, Mammalia, Rodentia, Spalacidae. Gene Ontology annotation, molecular function: cytokine activity; frizzled binding. The record is from RefSeq and is a predicted model, not a curated record. Gene Ontology annotation, cellular component: extracellular region. The coding region runs from base 800 to 1969 and encodes 389 amino acids. Gene Ontology annotation, biological process: neuron differentiation; multicellular organism development; canonical Wnt signaling pathway.